Molecule: messenger RNA, 1061 nt
Organism: Teleopsis dalmanni
Lineage: Eukaryota; Metazoa; Arthropoda; Insecta; Diptera; Diopsidae
Product: histidine-rich glycoprotein
Exons: 2
Coding region: 587-1009 (140 amino acids)
Source: RefSeq, a predicted model, not a curated record
UACCUUGUACUUGCAUUAUUUUACUACACCAAUUCAUUGAUGUAACAAAAUUUCCUAGCUUUACAGUGUAUGUGGUUACACCGGUUUUCAGUUUAUUAUACUGGAUGCUAAGCAAAGUGGAGGGCACACUGCACAUACAUACAUAUAUAUAUAACAUAUCUUUCUAUUAAAACGACUCCACCAAUACAUAUGAAAAAUGAAGCUAACUUUGUAACUUACGAAGUAAUUUGUGGCGAUAUAACGAAUAAUUAACAAAUUAACAUGCAUAAAUGCAACAAUAACAAUAAAGUUAAUUAUUUGAAAAGUUCGUUUGCCUGUUUCAAAGAUUGGUACGAAGCCGAACUGAACGUGAAUUUGUUAUGCUGUAAUACCGUUCGAACACAUAAGUGAUUGUAUGUUUAAUGGCUCACUUGCACUUUUUACCGUUAUAUAUGAAAACAUUCAUCCUCAGAUGGAGUAUAAAUCAAAUAUGGAAUCUAUUGUUAGACCACAUUCAGUUCAAUAACGUCUUGGCGCAACAUACUUAGUGAACAAAAUUAAAAGUUUUAGUAUACUGUUAUAUCAUAAAAAGGACGCGUCUUGUAAAAUGCUUAAAUCUAUUCUCGUUUCUACGUGUUUUGUUAUGGCUAUAAGUGCGGUAAAAGUUCAUGAAUUUGAUCAUCAUGAUUAUAAACAAUUGGAACAUUUAAAAAAUGAUGCUGAGCCUGAAGAAACGGAGCAUCAUCAUGAAGUGGAGCAUAAACAUGCAAUUUCCCAUCAAAGCGUAAAGUUUCACCAUUUUCACCCAGUGCCGGUUUAUGUUAAAAAAGAAGAUCAACAUUUACUUAAGAAACCUAUUGAAAUUGGGGGCACUAAACAAAAAUUAAAGAUCUUACAUCCCAAAACCGAACAUAAUCACAAUUAUGGCUUAGUGUUAGAGGAACACAGUGAAUCGCAUGUACAUGAUCAUGGUCACUAUGAGCAACUACAAAAUGAUGACCACUAUGAACAUUAUCAACAUCAUGAGUAAAUAAAAUUUGGUUACCUUAAUUAUGCUUUAAGAAUACUAAAUUUUGACUGUA